AAUGUCAACUACCCAGUAGUAGAAAGAGGGAUUUCCCUCAGUCACUGGCUCACUUCUGCAACAGUCCGAUAGGCCUGAUUCGCCUGAAGGCACGUGAUCGUCACCUCACCUCACCUCGGAACCAGUAUUUAGGGCUUCCUACUGAGUGCUGAACGUUCUACUCGUUCGCCCUAAGAAGACGAAGAGGAAGACAGACCCAUUUGCCCUCAUCGACUGUCGCCCUCCAAUACAAUCCAGAUGGACUACAGCUCUGAAGAUGAAUCUGAUAUUAGUGAUUCCGAGAUCCAUGAAUACAAAGAUAAACCCUACGAGCUGUUGCGGGAGGGAAAAUAUAAAGUAAAGGGUCCUAAUGGGACUCUUAGAUGCCCAUUUUGUGCGGGGAAGAAGAAACAAGAUUACAAAUUCAACGAACUCUUCCAACAUGCUUCAGGGGUGGCCAAAGGUUCUGCUCUCAGAAAUGCAAAACAGAAAGCCAACCACCUUGCCUUGUCAAUCUACUUGGAGAAUGACCUAGCCAGUGAAGGAGACCAAAUACAACGUCCAAUUUUACCGGCACCUGUCGCACAGCAAGAAAAGCAAGAAGAUCUCUACGUGUGGCCUUGGACUGGCAUUGUUGUAAACAUAGUGAGCCAGCCAAAGGAUGGAAAAGAUCUUCUAGAUUCUGGAUACUGGAUGAGAAAGUUUUCAAAAUGUAAACCUUCAGAAGUUCAUACUUUGUGGAACGAAGGCGAUCCUGCUGCAUGCGCUGUGGUAUAUUUCAGUAAAGAUUGGAGUGGUUUUGGGAAUGCUACUGAUUUUGAGAAGAUGUUUGAAACCGACUGUCAAAGUAAAAAGGAUUGGAAUGCAAGAAAGGAACAGCCUGGCUCAAGCAUCUAUGGGUGGUGCGCGCGCGCUGAUGAUUAUCAUUCCCAAGGGCAGAUAGGAGAGUUUCUUCGCAAGACAGGAGAGCUUAGAACGGUGUCUGACAUUGUACAGGAAGCAGCUAGAAAAAGAAAUGAUGUUGUGGCAAGCCUGGCCAAUAAAAUUGAUAUGACAAAUGAGAAUCUGGAUGAACUGCGGUACAAGUACAAUGAGAGGACACUGUCCUUAAGUAGGAUGCUUGAAGAGAAAGAUCGGCUGCACAAUGACUUUGUUAAAGAAACGAGGAAGAUGCAGCAAAUGGCAAGAAAUAAUGUUCAGAGAAUAUUAGAGGAGCAAGAGAAAUUGAAUUAUGAGCUGGAGUCUAAGAAAAAGAAACUUGAUACCUGGAGCAAAGAAUUAAACAAACGUGAAGCAGUGACUGAGCGUGAGAGGCAAAAACUUGACGAGGAUAAAAAGAAGAAUGAUGAGAGAAACAAUUCACUCCAAUUGGCUUCCGAGGAGCAGAAAAAGGCUGAUGAGAGUGUCUUGAGGCUGGUUGAAGAGCAAAAGAGAGAAAAAGAGGAUGCCUUAAAUAAAAUACUUGAGUUAGAAAAGCAACUGGAUGCUAAACAGAAGCUAGAGAUGGAGAUUGAAGAGUUAAAAGGGAAAUUAGAGGUGAUGAAGCAUCUGGGGGAUCAAGAUGAUGCUGCGGUUCAAUCGAAGAUAAAAGAAAUGGAAGAUGAAUUGGGGGAAAAAGUUGAUGAACUUGAGGAUUUAGAAUCUCUAAAUCAAACUCUUAUCACCAAAGAACGCCAAAGCAAUGAUGAGUUACAAGAAGCGCGUAAAGAAUUAAUAGCGGGUUUGAGUGAAAUGUUGAGUGGUCGAUCUAAUAUUGGGAUAAAGAGAAUGGGUGAUCUUGAUCAGAAGCCCUUCAUGAACACAUGCAAGGAACGAUUCACUCUUGAGGAAGCACAGGUGCAGGCCUCCACUCUAUGCUCCUUGUGGCAGGAUAAUCUGACAAAUCCUGAUUGGCAUCCUUUCAAAGUUAUAACAGUCAAUGAAGAGCCCAAGGAAAUACUUGAUGAGGAAGAUGAGAAGCUACGGAAUCUGAAGGAGGAGUGGGGCAAUGAGAUACAUGAGUGUGUCGUUACAGCCUUGAAAGAACUUAAUGACUACAAUCCAAGUGGGAGGUAUGUUAUCUCUGAACUUUGGAACUUUAAAGAAGGAAGGAAAGCUACACUGAAGGAGGUUAUCAGUUUUGUCUUAAAGAGUAUUAAGACACUCAAGCGAAAGAGAACAUGAAGUGAAGUGUGGCAGGCCUGGUAGCAGGAGGGCAGAAGAGGAAAUCCAGAGCAGCGAGGGUCGAUGGUAAAUCUACAACCAGCGGUUGGAUCGGAUGGCAGGGAAAUCAUGUUUCGUAGGGACUCUACUUUGUCUAGUUGCAUCUACUGUAGUGCUUGUGAACCUCUAUUGAUGACUCUAUUGACUACGCUACUACUUUUGAAUUAUGAAUGCCAAGAGAGUACCUCCUGGACAAAAUAAUUAUAAUUUGACGUUGUUGGAUUGGA
Pyrus x bretschneideri (Chinese white pear) is the source of this 2408-nucleotide messenger RNA. RefSeq names its product factor of DNA methylation 1-like. The record is from RefSeq and is a predicted model, not a curated record. The transcript has 8 exons. The coding region runs from base 238 to 2142 and encodes 634 amino acids. Gene Ontology annotation, biological process: gene silencing by siRNA-directed DNA methylation. NCBI's taxonomy places the organism in Eukaryota, Viridiplantae, Streptophyta, Magnoliopsida, Rosales, Rosaceae.